AUGGUUUCUUUAAGGUUUCAGAUCCCCACCACCGUGAUCCUCAGUUUAAUCUACGUUGCAUAUGUUCUUGCUGGGGGUGCUAUUUUCUGGUACCUGGAAGGGAAUCAAAUGGAGGAAAACUCUCAGAUUUUUGACAGAAAGAAGGUAGAAUUACUGGAACAAUUCAGCUGCAUCGAACAGCAUGCACUGGAAAACUUUGCCCAGCAAGUAAUUUGGGCGUACAAGAGUGGGAUCAUCUUUACAGGGAACCGAACGCUCCGUGGCUUCUGGCAAUUCAGCAGAUCAGCUGUGUUUAGUGCCACUGUUGUCACAACCAUAGGCUAUGGGGACAUGAGUCCCACCACGACUAGUGGUCAGCUGUUCUGUGUGCUCUUCGCACUGUUCGGGAUCCCUCUUAACGUGGUGGUACUCAACAGAUUCGGCAAGUUCAUGCUUUCCAUUGAGCAGAGAACCAGUGGUUACAUCGGAAGGAAGAUCAAUCGCAGGAAAACGGCCCGAGUUGCAGUCGCUGGGAUAUCCUUCCUGGUCGGCAUGACAUUGUUUAUCUUCAUCCCAACAUACGUCUUUCACACCUUCGAGAACUGGACCUAUCAUGAGGCAUUCUACUUCACCUUCAUCACUCUAGCUACCAUUGGCUUUGGGGAUUAUGUUGCAGGAGACGACCCUGACAUAAUCUACCCGUUUUGGUACAGUCAGGUUGUGGCAGUCUGGAUCUUCUUUGGGCUGGCGUGGUUGUCCCUGGUCAUCAACUUAUGCAUUGAAAUGCUGGAGAAGCUCAGCUUAUACCUGAAGCAGAGGCAGUUGAAUACUCUGGAGAAUAAAACCAUCGAGGAGACUGUGGAGGAGCCUGGCCCUGCACAGCCUGCGGAGGAGACAAGCGUGUGA
Molecule: messenger RNA, 885 nt
Organism: Polyodon spathula (Mississippi paddlefish)
Lineage: Eukaryota; Metazoa; Chordata; Actinopteri; Acipenseriformes; Polyodontidae
Gene: kcnk17
Product: potassium channel, subfamily K, member 17
Exons: 5
Coding region: 1-885 (294 amino acids)
Biological process (GO): potassium ion transmembrane transport; stabilization of membrane potential
Cellular component (GO): membrane
Molecular function (GO): potassium ion leak channel activity
Source: RefSeq, a predicted model, not a curated record